Messenger RNA from Acanthisitta chloris (rifleman), 831 nucleotides. RefSeq names its product cyclin A2 (gene CCNA2). Lineage: Eukaryota; Metazoa; Chordata; Aves; Passeriformes; Acanthisittidae. Gene Ontology annotation, biological process: mitotic cell cycle phase transition; regulation of cyclin-dependent protein serine/threonine kinase activity. Gene Ontology annotation, molecular function: cyclin-dependent protein serine/threonine kinase regulator activity. The coding region runs from base 1 to 831 and encodes 276 amino acids. Gene Ontology annotation, cellular component: nucleus; cytoplasm; cyclin A2-CDK2 complex. The transcript is spliced from 6 exons. The record is from RefSeq and is a predicted model, not a curated record.
AUGGAUAUCUCAAUCACCUCAGAAACAGAAGAGAAAAAAACAAACGUUAAUAAUGUGCCAGACUACAUCAGUGAUAUCCAUGCAUACCUCAGGGAAAUGGAGGUGAAAUGCAAGCCUAAAGUAGGUUACAUGAAGAAGCAACCUGACAUCACGAACAACAUGAGAGCUAUUCUGGUGGACUGGCUGGUGGAAGUUGGAGAAGAAUACAAGUUACAGAACGAAACCCUGCACUUAGCUGUAAAUUACAUUGAUAGGUUUCUUUCUUCCAUGUCUGUUUUGAGAGGAAAGCUGCAGCUUGUGGGUACAGCAGCCAUGCUGUUGGCAUCAAAGUUUGAAGAAAUCUACCCUCCUGAAGUAGCUGAGUUUGUCUACAUCACAGAUGACACCUACACCAAGAAGCAGGUUCUAAGGAUGGAGCACUUGAUUUUGAAGGUUUUAUCGUUUGACUUGGCAGCUCCAACAAUCAACCAGUUCCUCACCCAGUACUUCCUGUAUCAGGAGACAGAGCCCAAAGUGGAGAGCCUGUCUAUGUACCUUGGGGAGCUGAGUCUAAUCGAUGCUGAUCCUUACCUGAAAUACUUGCCAUCAGUUAUUGCUGCUGCAGCGUUUCAUCUAGCAAAUUACACACUCACUGGACAAACUUGGGCUGAAUCCCUGUGCAAAGUAACUGGCUACACCCUUGAAGACAUCAAGCCUUGCCUCAUGGACCUACACAACACCUACCUCAGAGCCGCCCAGCACACACAGCAGUCCAUAAGGGAAAAGUACAAGGGUACAAAGUACCACGGAGUAUCGCUUAUUGACCCACCAGACACACUAAACUUAUUGUAA